AUGGCCCCGGACCGCAAGCGGCACAUUACCCUGCCGCCGCUGCCUGUUGAAGAGCGCCGUCCUUUGCUGGACAGGCUGGAUUCCGACUGUCGUGGCGCGAAUGAUGACGCGGGGGAGCAGAUGUACAGCUGUAUGACGAGUCCACAUAGCCAUUUACCUGUGUAUACCAAUAUUCACCGAAUCCGGAGAGACAUUCUCAGCGUUGUCGAGGAUUACCUGAGUCUGGAGCAGUUGAGGGACGUGAGGAUAAACGUCACCGUCAUCAGGCCCUUGGUGGACAAGUUUUACGAGUUGGAUGAUAUUUCCAUCAUUUACUGCUUGUUAGUCAACCGAGCUCAAUUCCUCUUGGAAGAGUCUUACUCUAGCACACGGCACAAUGUGAAUUGGACGCGCGCUACCCUUUGCGAGCUCAUUGCUACACGGAUUCUCCGGCGGUUGGGUGAAGACCACGAGGGUCCCGAAGGUCUUCUGCUGCUUGCCAAUGUUCUCGUCGCUGGGUUUGAGCCGUUUCAGAACGCCCCCGAUCAUAUCCGGGAAGAGGCUGAGGUCAAGACGGCAUGGACCUAUCACCGCACACUGCCGUCUCUCGAGGUUGCCAUCUUGACCGAGAGCAAGCACUUCCUCAGCUCAAGCACCUGCCACCGCAUCAUAAACGCCAUUUACGAAGGCCGCAUCAUCUACACUCCGUCGACCUUUUGGGACAUCAUACCGGAUCACUACAAAUUGAAGCCGAUAUCCUUGUAUGACCCGCGGAAGUCACCAUUGCUGAAUCAGUAUCGCCUGAUUGUGCCGCGGAACCGAAAUAUCCUUGAAUCGAUACAGUUUGCCAUUCUCCUCGCCUUGUACCUUGGUGUUAUGCUUGAAAGAGAGAGGAACAGACUUACCGUGCUGGAGGCCGCCUUUGAUAUCUAUGCGUUUGGCUGGGGAUUGGAUCAGUUUGCUACCAUUUUGGCGCACGGAUGGGGCGUCUAUACCCAAAAUCUGUGGUCUUUCUUGGACGUUGGGUUCAUUUGCAUUUACUCAAUCUACGUGAUGCUUCGACUACAUGGCUGGCGCGUAGGCCAGUUGGGACCGGGAGAACAAGCCUUCGAUGUGCUCGCACUUGCGGCUCCCAUGUUGGUACCUCGAUUGGCAUUCACCCUACUUUCCGAGAACCUUGUCCUACUGUGUUUAAGAUCAAUGAUGGCAGACUUUUUCUUCCUCACUGCAUUAUCGGCCUGGUGUUUUUUUGGGUUUCUUCUCAGUCUCCUGUGGCUGGGCGAAGGAGCGCAUCCUAUUGUAACGAUAUCGAAAUGGAUGAUUUAUAUUUGGUUUGGACUGGACGGUACCGGCAUUCAGCGAUCAACUGAAUUCCACUGGCUCCUUGGCCCAAGUCUGAUGGUGGCGUUCGCAUUUCUCGGCAACACACUCUUUCUCACGAUUCUCGUGUCCAUGCUCUCAAACACCUUUAGUAAUAUUUCAGCCAACGCAACGUCAGAAAUUCAGUUCCGCCGAGCUGUCCUAACCCUUGAAGGAGUCAAAGCCGAUGCCGUCUUUGCAUAUCAGCCUCCUUUCAAUCUCCUGGCGGUCUUCUUCCUUCUACCACUCAAGUUUGUCGUCAGCCCCCGCUGGUUUCACAAGAUACACGUCGCCACUGUUCGCCUUGUCAACCUCCCUCUGCUCCUCAUUAUUGCUGUAGCUGAGCGCCGAAUCAUAUGGACGUCCAAAGCCGUAAACCGCACCAUAUACCCCCGCGCAAAGAAAUGGUUUUGGCAAAAAUGGCAGCUCUCCGCCCAUCGCUAUCUUCGCGCCGUGUUCCAAGUCACGCCCCCGGAAGACGCGCAUCCAGAAAUUGCAGCGGACGACCAUUUAACACAACACCUUAUCCGACGCCAGUUUACGAGACAAACGACGGCGGAGGGAGUAGUGCCUCAGGUUCGGAAACCAUCGCGUAGGGACUCUAUGUUUCCGGAUAAAUUGAGGGGCUCGUUCAACGGAGACACUAUGAACGUGGAGGCUAGGUUGGAGUCUAUGGAGAAGUCGAUGCAGAAAAUGGAGCUGCUGCUUUCGAAAUUGGUUUCGGUCGACGAUGAGGUCAUCACUGAUACUUCAGAGGAUGAUGAACUAGGAGAGGGUAGUACCUUGAGAGAGCCGACCGAGGGAUUUACCACGGAGUCAUCGUUUGCUGGGCAACAAUAG
Metarhizium brunneum ARSEF 3297 is the source of this 2178-nucleotide messenger RNA. RefSeq lists its product as uncharacterized. The record is from RefSeq and is a predicted model, not a curated record. NCBI's taxonomy places the organism in Eukaryota, Fungi, Ascomycota, Sordariomycetes, Hypocreales, Clavicipitaceae.